This is a messenger RNA of Seriola aureovittata, 1855 nucleotides long. It is a transcript of the gene mtfr2, whose product is annotated as mitochondrial fission regulator 2. The coding region runs from base 262 to 1338 and encodes 358 amino acids. Lineage: Eukaryota; Metazoa; Chordata; Actinopteri; Carangiformes; Carangidae. Gene Ontology annotation, biological process: mitochondrial fission; aerobic respiration. The transcript has 8 exons. Gene Ontology annotation, cellular component: mitochondrion. The record is from RefSeq and is a predicted model, not a curated record.
CACAGAGCCGGUGCCUGGAAGCGUGAGCUGAGAGGGAAGCUGCGAGUUAUUAGUAUUCAUCUGCAGUUAUAGUUUAUGUUGUUGACUGUGAGGAGGGUUUCGGAUAAAUGUAGCUACUAAUGCGCGUUUUGACACGACAAUGAGUUCACUGUGCUAAGUAUGUGACUUAGUCACAUCCCUCUGUGUUGGCCUCUUACCAAGUCAGUCAGCAGAAAGAGGAGCUCUGCAGUCGUCAGCUGGUGCCGGGAAAAAGUCCUUCCAAUGUCUUUAGUAGAGGAUAUUCUGGAUGUGCUGCGCAUGGUCCUGGAGUACUUUGGAGUGCCUCCAGACAUGCUGGUUCCUGUGUGGGACAGUCAGCUGUGCGGUCAGUAUCGCAGCAUUGUGCGGAUGAUAGGGACAAAUCUCCCACUGACACCAACACCACGUGUCCAUUUUCAGAUCCCUCUGCUCACCUACAAACCCUACGGAUAUGUCGACAUCACCGCGGACACACCAGCCAUCCCUUCAUUCGCUGACGUCCUGUGGGUGUUUGAGGAUGAGGGGGAGAGCUUUGCCAAGACAAGGAACCAUUUACCUCCAAAGAAGCCAAGUACGGUAAAUCGAGAAGUGGUGAGAUACCCAGGUCUGGCCCCAAAACAAGCCCAGAGAGGAGGCAGACCUAUAAGACAAACAACUGAUCCAGAUGCCCUGAAGAAGAUCACAGCUCUGGAGAGUGAGCUGCUCAACCUACGAGCCCAGAUAGCCAUGAUCGUUACUGCUGCUCCAGCCUCAGGUCUGACUGAGUGUCAGAAUACCCCAGGCACACCUUUGAGGUCUCCUCACCCUCCACCAGCGCUCACCUCCACACCUCACAGUGCUGCUCCUCCACCUCCACCUCCUCCUCCUCUUCCUCCUCCUGCUCCCUGCUCUGGCUCCUCCACUGAGACUUUGUCUGUAUUAGAGGUGAUCCGCCAGCGCAGGAAGAAUGGGAAAGACCUUGAUAAGGGUCAGCUCAAGCUCCAGGGUUCAAGCCUCAGUGAGGGGUCAGACGUUAAAGGGAUGCCCUCCAUGCUGGAGGUUCUCAAGGACUUAAAUCAAGUUAAAUUGCGCUCUGUGCAGAGAUCACCAGGGGGAACACCAGUCGGGAGGAGACGCAGUAAGGGAGGAGCAGCGUUGCUUAAUGACCCAGCGGCUCUUAUUGCAGAAGCACUAAAGAGAAAGUUCGCCCAGCACCGCCACAACAAUUCCUCUGACAAAGAGAAUUCACUGGAACUCUCACCUUUCGGCAGUCCAGAUUCACCUAAGGUUCCUCACCACACCAGGCGCAGUCAGGGACGCCGCCACCUUUUAUCCCAUUAAAUGAUGACUCCUCACCCCUAAAGGCCAUUCACAGCUCCCACAGAUGUGCCUCACAAAUGGAUUACUACUGCAGCUAUUCACAUUUCAUUUUUGUCUGUCUAAUCUUUUGUUCUUCUAAAAGUGUUUGUCUCACAGUGAACAAAGUGCUUGAUACUGUUAAGUUUUUCUUUGGGAUGUUUGAAUGUAUAUUUUUGUUAAAGAUAAUGCUGUAAACAAGGAUUUUGGUACGGCCGGUUUUGUUUUUGUAAAUUGGUGUCUUCUGUUUUCAGUGUUAUUCAUUGUGAUGUGUUUGUGUGCAGAACUCCUUUUUUUUAAAGUAGAUAAUGUAUUUAAGUAGGUCUGCACUGUAGCUUGUAGCUACUUGCCUUCAUGUUUCUAAAAUCACUUUGUGAGGCUUUGAUUCUUACCUCAAUCAAGUGAAAUGAACAAAAAUGUGUUUUGAGAUUCACAUAGCUCUAUUCUAUGCAACGGCUGUUUCAGGUUGUUUUAUUUUAUUAAAGUGUUCAAGUGCACUGAC